Molecule: messenger RNA, 1985 nt
Organism: Musca domestica (house fly)
Lineage: Eukaryota; Metazoa; Arthropoda; Insecta; Diptera; Muscidae
Product: serine/arginine repetitive matrix protein 2
Exons: 6
Coding region: 203-1489 (428 amino acids)
Source: RefSeq, a predicted model, not a curated record
UUUCUGUUCGGCUUCAUUCGCAUAUACACACACAAGGUAGAAGUCGUAUUUUCGGUUCUCUUGAAAUUAAAAUCGUGAAAAUAAAAUAAUAUUGUGAAAUAUAUAAAAUAUAUAGAAAAAGAACAGACAAAAUAUUUAUCACUUGCCAGACGCUGUAUUAAAAGAUUCGACAAACAAUCAGUUACUAUUCGAGUCAAAAAAUAUGACUUCGACUCUAUGUAAAAUACACGUAAACAAUUCAACGGGCGUAUCUUUAAAUGAACGUUUUACUGCCAUAACUACGCAACCUAAAGUCACCGUUGCGCCUGCUCGUAGUCGUAGUCGAAGUGUUGAACGAGCAAUGCCUCGAGUAGACCAAGCUACAUCCCGAGCCAACCAACGUCUGCUGGCCGAACUACAGAGGAAACACAAAUUACAAACUGCUAUGAAAUUGAAACGAAGAAGUAUGCGAACCGUCGGUGGAGGAACUGGAGGCGGAGCAUAUGGGAGAAUCAAACGUGGCAGCGUCAAAGCGCUGCGUGUUGGCGCCAACGGCAAGCCCAUCAGGACAAAUAGCCUGUCCAAUAUUGCAACGAUGAAUGCAGACCGAGAAAUUUUAAAGAGACGUGCCUCGCCUGCACCCUUGCGUCGUUCGAAUUCUUCGGGCAAUUUAGCCAAUCGAUUGGGCCCAAGGCGCCCCGUUGUUGGUGGCGCAGCACAACGUGUUGCUAGAAGACGUAUAGAGAGACAACGAGGUGGCGUUAUAGAUAAUAGAGGCAGAUCUUUGGUUAACGGCCGACGCCGUAGUCGUUCUCGUACUCGAAUUCAAGAGAACGGCGGUCGUGGUCGUUCUCGGUCACGCCAAAAUAAUGGUGCGGCAGCAGCACCUGCACCACGUGGACGCUCCAGAAGUCGAAGUCGUAAUCCUGUUCGUUCUCGCUCGCUGAGUCGUAACCGGGGUCGUGACACAGUUGCCAAGAAAUCAGCUUUACCCAUCAAAGCACGUUUGGGUGUGCGACCAGGGGAAGCUAACAAUGCCCCAAACCAAAAAAAUAGAAAUAGACGUCGGACAGCUAGUCUAUCAGUACGAGGUGUGCAAACGGGACGCAUACAAAAACGACGUAACUCAGCGAACACGACAGCAAGAAGCAACGGUCGUCCACGAUCCAGAUCUAUAACUCGUGCUACCAAUGGUCAAAAUCCACGAUCUCGUUCACGCUCUCGCUCUCGGACACGCAAGGGUCAGGUAGGUCAGACAAGAAAUGGACAAGGACAAUCACAACAGAAAAAGGGCAUAGCAAGGGGCCAAACACAACAGAGAGGAGGACGUGGUCAAGCUCAACCCAAAAGAGGUCGCAGUCAACAACGUCGCCGUGGUAUUAACAGCGCCCAGAAAGGUAGUAACAAUUCCAGCAGACGUGGUCGUAGUCGCAGCCGUACUGGAGGCCGAGGAGGUCAACGCUCUCAAGGUAAAAACGACCCAUACGUAAAACAACAAAGGAAGCAGUAAACAAAGAAGAUCUCGAUAAGGAACUGGAUCAAUAUAUGGCCACAACAAAGACUGAAAAUGAUAUGGAUUUUCUGUUGAAAAAUUAAAAAGGGGCCACUAUGCAUAACAUGCUGUUGGACGGGAGUCAUCAUAUCAAUAUGGACAUUUUUUCGGAUUAGCUCUAUUGAUGUUUUUUCGCUCAUAGUUGUAGCAUUACACAAUUGUCGUAGUUUUAAUUCAAACACAUUUUAAGAUAACUAUAAGGAAUCAUCUUUUUUAAAUAUACCCCAUUUUGUCAUUUAACUCCAUAUAAUUUACUUGACUGUAAAUACACCCACUUUUUAGAAAUGUUCUGUUUGCUAGGAAAAUUACUCAGCUUUUUGAUAAUUUGGUUGAAGAAAGGAGUGUUCAAAUAUGGAAUACUUGAAAUUAAAAUACAUCUAAAAAUGUUAGUUAUAGUAUACUAUACAUAUAAGUUGUAAAAAUACAAAUGAUAAAUAAAAAUUAAAAAACUCAA